This is a messenger RNA of Tigriopus californicus, 2070 nucleotides long. It is a transcript of the gene Prp3, whose product is annotated as U4/U6 small nuclear ribonucleoprotein Prp3-like. The coding region runs from base 100 to 2025 and encodes 641 amino acids. The transcript is spliced from 2 exons. Gene Ontology annotation, cellular component: U4/U6 x U5 tri-snRNP complex. The record is from RefSeq and is a predicted model, not a curated record. Gene Ontology annotation, biological process: mRNA splicing, via spliceosome. Lineage: Eukaryota; Metazoa; Arthropoda; Copepoda; Harpacticoida; Harpacticidae.
UUCCCAGAACAACGUUGUCGUCAGCUGACGAUUGUGGGCAAACAGUUGAGGAAGGGCAAAUAUAUACAUUGAAAAGUUUCAUGUUCAGUUGCUUUCACGAUGCCGCAGAGCUCCACCGCACCCAUGGGCCGCUUUGCCCCCAAUACGUUGAGCCAAUUAGAGCCGCAGAUUCACAAGGAGAUCAAGGGCGUGCUGGGUUUCUCGGAGCCCACACUGCUGCAAGCCGCUUUGAACGCCAUUCAAGCCGGAGGUCAAGAACAGGCCAUUGAGAGUGAGUGCGGGUCAAGUCUGGUCAAAAUCAGGUCCAGGGGUCGUUUGUCCACCAUGUUGGAGUCCCGCAAGGCCCAAAAAUUGUCCCGCAAGAUUUACGGGGCCGUGGACGAAUUUUGCGUGACACAUGAGCUGCCCAGACCCGCGGGGGAGGAGUCGGAUCGGGGAUCGAGGAAGCGGAAAGCCGAUCAGGAUGAGGGUGAAGCCACGGUGGCCAAGAAACCGGUGGAGGGGAGCAUGGCCGCCAUGUCGGCUGAGCAAAUUCGAGCCAUCAUGUCCAACACGAAGAAACAGAUUGAAGAGCGCAAACGCCAACUGCAAGUGAGUUUGGCGGCGGCUAAACCCGCUUUGGGUCAACCCACCAGUGGGGUAGUGGGUCCGCAAAAACCCGCACCGGCCGAUGCAUCGGAAGACAAGUUCAAAUCCAUUGCGGCGCUGCAAGCGCAGAUUCAGAGCCGCAUGGAGAAGAUGAAGCUCCCCGUGGCCACGGGUCCCACAUCCUUGAUUCUGGACGCGGAAGGCCGAACCGUGGAUGCCUCCGGUCAAGAAAUCCAAUUGACGCAACACGUGCCCACUUUGAAGGCCAAUUUGCGGGCCAAAAAGCGCGAUGAGAUGAAGGAGCACCUGAAAGAAGGCCCGGGCGUGGUCCAAGUGGAUCAAGAGUCCAAAUUCUUUGAUCCACGUGUGGUGGGUAAGGGCGUGGCCACGCGGGCUCACAAACGAGCUUUUCGCUUCAAUGAACCCGGCAAGUUUCAAAACGAAGGCAACCGUCUGCGAAUGAAAGCGCAAUUAGAAAAGCUCCAGGCAGAUAUCGCCAGUGUCGCCCGACGUACGGGGAUCUCGUCGGCCACUCAGUUGGCCAAGCUCGUGCCCAAAGAGGCCGAAAAGGGUCGGAUCCCGGAGGUGGAGUGGUGGGACUCUCACCUGAUGCACCCGGACUCCACGUACGCCGAGCCGGUGUUCCGCGAAGGAGCCAUCACCAAUCUGAUCGAGCACCCCAUUCAACUCAAACCCUUGGAAUCAUCCCAACCCGAGCAGAUCCCUGUGUAUCUCACCAAGAAAGAGCGCAAGAAACUUCGCCGACAGAAUCGCCGCGAAGCUGAGAAAGAGAAACAGGACAAGAUCCGUUUGGGCUUGGUCAACCCGGACGAGCCCAAGGUCAAGAUGUCCAACUUGAUGCGGGUCCUCGGCACCGAAGCCGUCCAGGACCCCACCAAGAUCGAGGCUCACGUCCGGGCCCAAAUGGCCAAACGUCUCGACACCCACGAAAAGGCUAAUGCCGAGCGCAAACUCACUCCGGAAGAGCGGAAAGCCAAGGUUCGACGCAAGUUAGAGGAGGACACGAGUUUCGGGGUCCACGUGAGCAUCUACCGGAUCAAGAGCCUCAUGAAUCCAGCCAAGAAGUUCAAGGUCAUGACCAAUGCCAAUCAGUUGACCAUGUCCGGGUGCGUGGUCUACUACGAGGAUGUGAAUGUGGUGGUAGUGGAAGGCGGGCCCAAGCAGCAAAAGAAAUACAAGCAACUCAUGCUGAACCGGAUCAAAUGGGACGAGGAGACCUACAAGCGAUCGGAUGGCACGGAAGCCGAUAAUGGAUGUACCUUGGUGUGGGAAGGUCAAACCAAGGAACGCCAUUUCAAAGAGAUGAUGAUCAAACAAUGCCCUUCCGAAAGCUUUGCCCGCGAUUUUUUCCGCAAGUUCCAGGUCGAACAUUUUUGGGACCUGGCUUAUAGCGCGUCCGUCCAGGACGACUUGUAACAUGAACCACCUGGGAUAUCCUAAAUACAUUCAAUCUACAGCCCA